Molecule: messenger RNA, 3094 nt
Organism: Culex pipiens pallens (northern house mosquito)
Lineage: Eukaryota; Metazoa; Arthropoda; Insecta; Diptera; Culicidae
Product: RING finger protein 10
Exons: 5
Coding region: 501-2789 (762 amino acids)
Biological process (GO): positive regulation of transcription by RNA polymerase II
Molecular function (GO): metal ion binding; transcription cis-regulatory region binding
Source: RefSeq, a predicted model, not a curated record
CUUUUUUCUCUCAUUCCUUCGUCGCCAUUUGCAACGCGACGGUCCGUUCCGUGUCUGCCGUAAGAAGUGAAAAAAGUUGGUUUUCCUGUGCCUUCGCGGUCGGUUCCAGGCCCAUCCACACCCUCCGGAAAAGAAACGCACUCGAGUGCAGUGCAGCGCAGCUGUUUUCUUCGCGGAUUUCGCUCCCAAGUUUCGCCCAACUCCCCCCGAAAGAAGAAUCACAAUUUUGUGAGUUUCUUUUUUCUUCAUCGUACCCGUACAAUCAUGGCCAACUAAAAAGAUGUCUCAAGUACGGAAAGUGUCAUUCGUGUGCAGCAGCAGCAGCAGCUUUGCUUCGUUUCGCGGCGGAGAGCAGGCUCCGGAACGUGCCGGAAGGGCGACGUUGGCGGCGGAAGUGACCAGCGCCAGCAGCGAGCUUUCGAGUUUGUCCUCGCCCAUUUUUGGUUUUUUGCCUUCAUUUGACCUAGUUUUAAGCGCCGUAGCGGAAGAAGCCUCCUACGAUGGAGAAGAAUCAUCGUUUUUCGAACCAGAACCUGCCCAAGGGGGGCCAACAGCAGCCUACUGAGUCCAAGAAGAGUUCGAACCAAGACGUUUCCGUCAAGUGGCCACGCCACUCGAAGCGUCGCGAGCAGCCGAACGCCGGCGGAACCAAGCCGGAUAGUUACCGUAAUUCGAGUGGCAAGGCGGGACAGUCCGCCAAGGCGCGUAACCAAACCAACUUUAACUAUGACAAGCGAUCGCGGCAGCGGCCGGAAGUCGCUCCUUUGGAUGUUGCGGCUUCGGCACUUGAGUCAGCUGUUGAUGCGCUUGAGGAGCAGUACGAUGGAACCGGACUAGCGGCGCCAAGGGCCAACGGGGGUCACGCGGUCCCCGUGAGGCAUGAACUACAUUCGGUGUUCUCACCUGGUUCGAAGAAGCAAAGUUUGAACCAUUUGCUGAACUUUCACUACGCGCCACGUGACCGGGAUCAGCCGGCGCGCCUCAGCAAGACCGGCAACAAUCGCUGCUACAUGACGAAGAAGUUCAGCUACAACAAGGAGCAGUUUCUGCAGGCCAAUUGCCAGUUCGUGGUGCGUUCCGGAGAGGAUUAUGAGGCGUGCUUGGCAUCGCCCGACCAACUCGUCGAGUGGUCCAAAAUCGAACAGAUCCACAUCCUUAGCGCCGAGGAACCAAAAUGUCCCAUUUGUCUGUAUCCUCCGGUGGCGGCCAAAAUGACCAAAUGUGGUCAUGUGUACUGUUGGCCGUGCAUUCUGCACUAUCUUGCCCUGUCGGACAAAAGCUGGCGCAAGUGUCCAAUUUGCUACGACGCCAUUCACGUGCCGGAUCUGCGUAGUGCCGUGUCAAAGCCGUUCCAUUCGUACGCGGUCGGCGAGUACGUCACUUUCCAGCUGAUGCGCCGCGAAAAGACCUCGAUGGCAUUGGCGCUAGCCUCGGAAGAUGCCGCCGACGGCCCUCCGACAUCUACGCUGUACGAUCCCAAGAUCGGCAACAGCAUCCUCACCAAGCUGCUCGUUGCCGAUUCGGACGGAAUCAACAGCAUCAUCGAUCGCGAACAGCAGGAACUCGACAAUCAGAUUGUCGUCGACGGAAUGGACUGCCCGGAGAACAUCUUUGUCCAGCAAGCCCUCGAGCAGGUCAAAGAGCGUAGGGAGAAGGUGGCAAGCAAGAAGAUUGCUGAACCGUCAUCGGAACCAGCUGCUCCGAUUGCCGAGCAAGUUGAACCGGUCACGGAAGCGCCAGAGCAGCCGGCCGACGUCGGCCAAGCGCUGCAGGACAUCCUGAUCGAUGAGGACAGCAACUUCUUGCUGAGCGACAUCGACAUCGUGCAGACGCUGCAGUGCGCCACUUCCGACUGCUUCUACUUCUAUCAGGCCACCGACGGCCAACCGUUGUAUCUUCACUCGAUGAACACGCGCAUGCUGCAGGCGAUGUACGGCGGGUUGGACAAGGGUCCGCUCAAGAUUACCGGGAAAAUCGUCCAAAAGGACAGCUGCUCGAUGUCGGAGGACUUGCGCAAGCGGCUCAAGUAUCUGCAGCAUCUGCCCGUUUGCACCCAAUUUGAGGUGGUCGAGGUUGAGCUUGAACCGGGCACGAUUUCCGCGGAGGUUUUAGCUCAGUUUAAGGAUGAGUUGAAUGAUCGCAGAAAGAACCGCCAGAAGCGCGCGCGUGCCGAACGAAUCCGCGAAAAGCAAAUCUUUGAAUUCAACGAGCGCCAACUGGGAAAAUCGAUGGCUCGAUCCGCCAAGAUUCAGAUCGAUUCCAACAAGCAUUUCCCUUCGUGCGGAAGCGUCGAGAGCUACGACUUUUCGGCGGAACCCACCCUGGGAACCAGCUCUGGAACGGACCUAUCCGCAUCCCCCGGUACAUCCGCUGGCGCUGGUCCUUCGUGGUCAAAGAUGCUGUCCACCUCGUCCCGUUGGCCUUCGCUCGGCGCCGCCAGUUCCACAAACGCGUUCGGGCCGUUGGCCACGCCGCCAGCUCCCAAGCUACUCCAGGUUACAGGUUCGAAUAUGUCCGCCGUCCCGUCGGUAGAACGCCGCCGCAGAUCCGACUCGAGCGACUUCGAGGACAACGUCGACGUCGACCAGGAGUUGCGCGCCCCCGAGUUCCGCAACGAUCUGAGCUUUGCCAUUGAGGCGGCGCUCGGAUCGGUUUCCCUUGGACAGUCGGGCGGAAAGGGUAAAAAGGAAGCGGUUAGUGGAGGGGGAGGUGGAGCAGCUGGUGCGGGCAACAAGAAGAAGAAAAACAAGAAAACGCUGCUGUUUGCCUCGGGGAUGAAUUUGAACUAGAUGGUUAGUCUUGUUGCGGUAAUGUUUAUUUUUCCUCACAUUUCUUACCUUACUCAAAAACAAAAUACAAUGGAAAAAGUUUGUUUACUCUGUACUAUUUUAUAUAAAUCUGUUGAUUAUUAGAUUUAAGUUUUGGCCCUUUUGUUUAACUUGAACAUAUGUGUAUGUAUACUUUAACCCACAAAAUUACAAACCCCACCCUUAAUAUGUAAUCGGAUAAAACAGAUCAAAACAAUGUAUCCCAACAGAACGAUAUGCAAAGCGUAAUAAAAGCACAUGUUUUAGCAAAGCAAAACAAGCUUCGA